UGUAUGGCAAUGGACAUAGAAGCAUUAAAUAGGCCUCGUUACAUUCAAGUUUCAACCAAAUUGGCAGGGAAAAUCCUCUGAUACUGUUGUUUUCCUGAAACCAUCACAAUUUGUUUCUCAAUCAUGUCAACCUCAUCCUCUUCCCAAAGCCUCAAAAUUGGCAUAGUUGGAUUCGGCAACUUUGGCCAGUUUCUGGCCAAGACAAUGAUAAAACAAGGCCACACUCUCACAGCAACUUCUCGAUCUGAUUACUCUGAACUUUGUCUCCAAAUGGGCAUCCAUUUUUUCAGGGAUGUCAGCGCAUUCCUUACCGCGGACAUAGAUGUCAUAGUGUUGUGCACAUCGAUAUUAUCGCUAUCCGAGGUUGUCGGGUCAAUGCCACUCACCUCCCUGAAGCGACCAACGCUCUUUGUUGAUGUUCUUUCUGUCAAAGAGCACCCAAGAGAGCUUCUACUGCGAGAGUUGCCAGAGGAUUCGGACAUACUCUGCACGCACCCAAUGUUUGGUCCUCAGACUGCCAAGAAUGGAUGGACAGAUCACACUUUCAUGUAUGACAAAGUUCGGAUAAGAGACGAAGCUACCUGCUCUAAUUUCAUCCAAAUUUUUGCUACUGAGGGUUGCAAGAUGGUACAGAUGUCCUGUGAGGAACAUGACAGAGCAGCUGCUAAGAGCCAAUUUAUCACUCACACAAUUGGCAGGACACUGGGAGAAAUGGAUAUUCAAUCCACACCUAUUGACACUAAGGGCUUCGAGACACUUGUUAAAUUGAAGGAGACGAUGAUGAGAAAUAGUUUUGAUUUGUAUAGUGGAUUAUUCGUGUAUAACAGAUUCGCCAGACAAGAGCUGGAAAACCUUGAACAUGCCUUGCACAAAGUCAAAGAAACGCUGAUGAUACAAAGGACGAAUGGGGAGCAGGGUCAUAAAAGAACUGAAAGUUGAUGCAUAUUUAUUUUGCAAGAUAUUUUCUCUAACUCUCAAAUAUCCUCCUGCAGUUCCAAUUAUAAAUUACUCUUAUUUCAGUUUCCUUUUACCAAAAUUGAAGUUCAAUUAAUAAACCAAAGAGACUGGUAUAUGUUCAAUCACAUGCGAUAAAAAUGUUCCACGUUCUUGUUCCGAGCAGAUUCUUUGUAAUUUCAUAAAGUUAGAGAAAAGAAAAAAAAAACAGACAUUUAGUCGCCAAUGCCUAAAACCAUAUAAUAACUCCACAGUUUGGUUCUCUGAAUGAAUUCCCUUCAUUUUAAUCCAAAUCUCAACUACCUCUUCAAUUCUAAACAAAUAAAUUAGAACACUACCAAGUGAUCCUCUGGGGUCUUGACAUGAGCCUUCUAGUUCUAGCUUUUCAAUCAAUGUAUCUACAGAGCAUGUAUUCCAUUUUGGAUUAUAGAGAAAUAAUGUAAAACUUUUAACCAAA
Glycine soja is the source of this 1411-nucleotide messenger RNA. Its product is annotated as arogenate dehydrogenase 1, chloroplastic-like. The record is from RefSeq and is a predicted model, not a curated record. Gene Ontology annotation, molecular function: arogenate dehydrogenase (NADP+) activity; prephenate dehydrogenase (NAD+) activity; NAD+ binding. The transcript has 6 exons. Lineage: Eukaryota; Viridiplantae; Streptophyta; Magnoliopsida; Fabales; Fabaceae. The coding region runs from base 124 to 939 and encodes 271 amino acids. Gene Ontology annotation, biological process: L-tyrosine biosynthetic process.